AUGUUUUUGCUUCUUCCUCCAGCUCCUCUGGCGGCGGACGGGCGGCUGCACAGCACUAAUGCGGGCGCGAUCACAGCAAGUUACUAUUCGAGCUGCCUGCACGUCGUCCAGCAGGAUGUUUGCUGUCCGUUUGCUGCUGUCGCGGUAGAUUCGCCAUUGCUAUUGACUGCGGACGGGAAGACACAGGCGGACGUCUCGGAACGCGCACGCAGGCCCAGGGGACAGUCACAGGCGAGUCUACGAAAGAGGGAAGCGGAGGAAGAAGAGAAUACAAGAAGACGAAAAGGAAAAGGAGAAGAAAAGGAAGAAGAAGAAGAAACGAGCAGGACGAUGCGGUUUCUGACGCCGUCCAAGGUUGCGCUGCUGGCGCUGAUAUCCAUCUACACAGAGGGCGUCGUGCCCAACUCGGCCGUCGUGCCGGUGCUUGCGUUCCUCGUCUCGCAUCUGCUGCCGCUGGAGGCGUCCAGGACGGUGGGACAUGGCUGUAUACAUGGCUGUCGACCUGGUUGUGGCCGUGGGAGCGGACGUGGACAGCCGGACAGCAGCAGCAGCAACAAAGACGCGGCAUCAACAUCUACAGGAAAUACGACAUCUACAACAUCUACGGGAACAAGAACAGAAGACAAAAUGCAAGGGACGCCGUCGGUAGAGGAGGUCAAGGAGGCGACGGCUGGGCUGGCGUCGUCCAUCCCCGGGCGGUCGAUAUGGGACCUGUUCCUCAAGCGGCUGUGGCAGUUCGACUGCGCAGACACGCUGGACGAGUUCUUCGCCAGCCUGGCCGAUAUCCUGGCCCGGUCGCGGGAGGAGAGGCUGCUCGACCCGGAGGGGGCCAAGGAGGCAGACGAGGAGCAGAAGAAGCACGGCCGGGUGCUGCUGGCCCGUCACUCGCCGCUGGGCGCGUUUGUACGCAGAGUCCGGCUCGAAUAUACGAAGCUGCAGUUCCACGAUGCAACGAGCCUCUGGAAGGCCUUUAUCCGCUACAGGAUGCCUACCUACGCCGCCUGGGCGAAGCGGAACCCGGCAGAGGCACAGCUGUCCGUGGACGCGAACCUGUGCGAGCUGGGCCUGGAUCUGGACAGCCCGCUCGCCAGGGUGAUGUACGGCGACCUCGCUGACGACGGGGCGGACGAGGGUGCCGGCAUGAGCGUCAGGGACGUCGAGCGCCUGCUGGAGUUUCAGAUCUCCAAGAUGCAGAGCAAGGCUGCCAGAGUGUCGCCGGACAUGAUGGCCCAGCUGAGGAGGGUCAUCAUGGCCGGUGCAACCGUGCCUUGUCUCUUUCACUACGUCAGAAGCAAAGAAGCAAGAAGCAAGAAGCAAAGAAUAAAAACUGAUUGUGAUAGAUUCCUUGACUCAUGGAAGGCCGGGGACCAUCCGUCCUCCCUCGACCAUCUCCAUCGGUACUUUGACUACACAGUCCAGACCAGAGACCGCACUUUCUACCAAUAUGCACUGCUCAACCUGGCCCUGCUGCAGGCGGACUUUGGCUGCCAUGGAGAGGCCAUCUCCGCUUUCCGGGAGACCAUUGCAAUCGGGCGCGAGACCCAUGAUAUGAACUGUCUCAACUACGCCAUGACGUGGCUCUACCACUUCGGCAAGAUAUCCCCUGACGAGCUCGCUGAGAUACACAACACCGGCAUGCUCGGUGCCGACAAGGAGGCUCUCGCUUUUCUCCAGACCAAGGCAAAGGAGGCAGAGAUGUGGGGGAUGCUCAGCACCGCUCUCCUCAGCGAGGGCAGACUCGAGCUCGCAAAUGGAGGAAGCAUUGCGUCGACGUUUGAAAGUAUUAUCAAGGCCUCCCAUGUCUGCAUAACAAGGGGCAGGCAGGACUCCAUGGGGCCUCAGAUGAUGCUACAGGCCUCCCUCUACGGCAGACUAGGUAUGUCCGCCAUGCUAUCCAACAUCUUCCUACGGAGAACUAACGCCGUUGACAUUGAUUACUGA
Molecule: messenger RNA, 1941 nt
Organism: Trichophyton benhamiae CBS 112371
Lineage: Eukaryota; Fungi; Ascomycota; Eurotiomycetes; Onygenales; Arthrodermataceae
Product: anaphase-promoting complex subunit Apc5, putative
Exons: 3
Coding region: 1-1941 (646 amino acids)
Biological process (GO): positive regulation of mitotic metaphase/anaphase transition; anaphase-promoting complex-dependent catabolic process; protein K11-linked ubiquitination
Cellular component (GO): anaphase-promoting complex
Source: RefSeq, a predicted model, not a curated record